AUGUCCAUCAUACGCAACAUCCCCCGCCGCCUACUCGAGCUAUCCAUAGCCAUCAACAUCGCCCUCCUCAUCUGGUUUCUCUUCUACCGCCGCGAUACGCCAGACGGGGCACCGGCAUACCACGUUUGGGAGAGGAGAUGGGGUGUGAGGGAAGCUUAUUCAAAGAAGCUUGUGUAUCAACAUGCCGAGAAGGAACAGUGGCAAGGGGAGCAGGAGCAGGAAGCUGGAAGCGAUUUGGUCGACCGCGCGGUGGUCGGGAGUGGCUGCGAAAUGUGCGCGAUGGAUCCUGUCUUGUGCCAAGAGCUUGGAAGGAGGAAUCUCGAACGCUCGCUUCUCUUCUCUGGGACCGGCACGCGUUUCCAGCGAAUGCUCUCAAAACUCAAACGGGGCGAACGGCUUGUGGCCGGUGUCCUCGGGGGUUCUGUAUCCAAGGGUCACGGCAUAAACAGCUUACCAUCCUACGGCCCCGACCAAUCCACCAAUCUCAAUCGUAUCGUCUUUGACCGCCUCAACUAUCUUUUCCCGGCGCCGAACGGUGUAGUUAAUGACAAGAGUGGUCGGGAAGAGGGGAAGAACUCGUAUAUCAAUGGUGCUCAAGGGGGUGUUGGAUCUGAUUACUUUUCUCUCUGCUACGGGGAACACAUAUCCGAGGACGUGGAUGUUGUCUUUGUCGAUCUGGCUAUCAACGAUGAAGCACUGGUCAAGAAUAUCGACUCAUACGAGCUUCUUGUUCGGAGUCUUCUGGACCUACCGAACAAACCUGCUAUCUUGAAUUUGGACGUCUUUGCGCUAAUGUUCAAGACAGUGACAAACGGCGGCGACAUGCACUCUGGUAUCGCCCAAUUCUACGACAUCCCCACCGUAUCUCUCCGAAACGCCCUCUACCACCAAGUCCUCGCCAACGCUUCUCUCAUCCCCGAGCUGUUUAUCAUCAAGGAGGAUGGUGAAGUUGAUACACGACACCUCGGCGUGAAGGGGCACAACCUCCUUGGUCGGAUUGGCGCAGCAUACGUCGACUCUCAAGUGUGCGAGAUGGAAAAGUACGAAGCCAGCUUCCAUCAGCCUGAACAAUUGUCGCUGGACGAGUUGUAUCCUAUUGCCCCUCUUCCCCGGAUGCAAUUGAAUCAAAAAUACGACAACACCACUAACCUCCUCCAAAUCACCCCCCAAUGCUUCUCCGCCACCGCCCUCCACCACCCCCUCUCCCCCAUCCCCUCCUCCUCAACCCUCGGCCUCAGCGGCUGGCACCCCUGGGCAUGGGCAGACAAGAAAUAUCUCGUCUCCACCACACCAGGCGGGAGGGUUGCUUUCGAGUUGGAAACGCGCUUGGGCAGGAUCGAGAUGCAUUAUUUGCGGUCAAAGGUUUUUGGGUUGGGGAGUGUGAGGUGUUGGGUUGAUGGGGAUGGGGAUGGGGAGGAGGGAGGGGGGGUGAGGUUGGAUGGGUAUUGGAAUGAAAAGUUUAAUAUUGGACGGAACAUCGCUUUCCAUCCUCUUCUGCUGCGGGCGACGACGAUCAAAACUGGGCUCUCGCCGGGUAAACACAUCUUGACGUGCGAGCAUCUGAAUGAGACGAAAGAUCCGAAGGGUGGGAAGGAGUUUAGGUUGAUAUCGGUCAUGAGGUGA
Messenger RNA from Cryptococcus wingfieldii CBS 7118, 1623 nucleotides. RefSeq lists its product as hypothetical. The record is from RefSeq and is a predicted model, not a curated record. The coding region runs from base 1 to 1623 and encodes 540 amino acids. NCBI's taxonomy places the organism in Eukaryota, Fungi, Basidiomycota, Tremellomycetes, Tremellales, Cryptococcaceae. The transcript has 10 exons.